GCUGCCAGUGUUCCCGUCGUAUCGAACCGCAUAUACCGCGGCGCACACACGCCUGGUCGUAUAAUAAACGUUAUUUUUCUUUCCCCACGAACAGCGCUCGCUAUAUACUACUCAACUACACUGUAUACAGCAUUCGGUAUUAUUCCGGCGAGCGGGCACACGGACGCUCUGUUCGCUUAGUGUUAUAAUAAUAAGGUUUCGUGCUGGUUGCGCGUUCGUAAUUUUUUGUUAUUAAUUUUUUUUUUUUUUUAUACACAUCAAUUUAUAAUUUAUUUCGACGUUAUAGCCAUCCGUUAGAAAUUUAUACGAUAAUUCAGGCAUGUGAUAGUAGUACAAACUUACCCGUAUUUUAUGGUCUAACCAGUAGAAAUUAAAAAUAAACAAAUUUCGAAACCAACGACAGUUAUUUAGUGAUUUGUUAACGUUCGAAAGUCACAUUUUUUUUUUUACUAAAUUAUUUAACGAACAAUGGUUAUGGAUACAGCGACUUUUUUCGUCGAGGGUACGUCUAACCAGUUCGAGCAUGUUCUCGGCUUGUACCCGCAAGCGUUGCGCGUCAAGGCGGAGAGCAAGACGAAAAAGCCCGAAGAACUCAUCAAGCUGGACAACUGGUACCAGAAUGAAUUACCUGGAAAGAUUAAAUCAAGAGGUAAAGAUGCACAUCUAAAUCAUGAAGAAAUAUGUCAAAUAAUGAGAUGGAAACAAACUAGAGGAAAAACUUAUCCUCAAUUAAAUUAUUUAAUCAAAGUCAACACACCCCGUGCAGUUAUGGCAGAAACCAAGAAAGCUUUCAAAAAACUACCCAACUUAGGACUUGCUAUUACAGCUUUAAGCAAUUUAAAAGGUGUUGGAACAACAAUGGCUUCAGCUCUUUUAGCUGCAGCUGCUCCAGAUAAGGCUCCUUUUAUGGCUGAUGAGUGUCUUAAAGCUAUUCCUGCUAUUGAAGGCAUUGAUUAUACUGCCAAAGAAUACUUGAAUUUUGUUUCUCAUAUCCAAAGCGCUUGUGAAAGACUAAAUAGUGAAUGCAGUGAAAGAACUUGGAGUCCACAUUCAGUAGAAUUAGCACUUUGGACACAUUAUGUAGCUAGUGAACUGAAACCUGAACUUUUAUGUAAUGUACCAGAAGCUCCUAAAAAACCAUUAAGUGAACCAAUUAAAUCUGAAACUCAUUUAAAUGGAAAUGCUAAUCAAAUAAAGUUGGAUGAGCAGGUCUCUGAUGAAAGUAACCCAUUACCUCCAUCAAAUGGUCAUCAAUUAGCUAUAGAAGAUGAUUCACGUGAUAAAUCUGAAGAUGAUGUUACUAAUGAUUCUAUAUCAACAUCUGAAUCGGCUCAAACUCCAUUAGUUGAAGCCCUAACAGAAGAUUCAUCCAGUUUGCCAGCACCUGAUGAACCUCCAGUAAAAAAAUUUAAAAAUGAGGGCCAAACGGUGGCUGCUGAGGCCAAUGGUAACUAAUUUGGCUCAAUUGUCACAAUGAAACCAAAUGGAUCACCAUAGAAUUUAAACUUCAACGGUGGUUAAUAAUGGAGAAUAAAAUUUUAGAAUUUGACAAUGGAAACUCCAACAUUUUCAGACUUAAUGUAAUUAUUAAUUGAAACAUACAGUUUUCGAGUUUGUUAAUUCAAUACUUCAAUGAAACUUUUUUUUAUUUAUUCAUUGAAAAACGUAAAUAUAUUUUUUUUAUACAACAAAAUAAAUUAAGCCUUGUAAUAUUCUAACUUGUUUUAUUCAAUUGAUAAAUUUAUUAUAUGUCAACUGUAAAUAUGAUUAAUAAUAAUUAUAUAAUAUAUUUAAGUUAUUUGGGAAUAGAGGGAUGUUUGAUUUGUAUGUGUUUAAAAAGAAUUGCACUUAGAGGGAAUACUUUUUGAAGAAAAUCAAUUAAAUUUGUUCAUGAUUAGAGGUGGAAUUUGAGUAUGAAUCAAAGUGUUUCAAAGACAAACAUUUGAAACAAUGUAAACUUAGUAUUAUUAUGUCUGUUCUGCACCGAUAUUAAUGAAAUAAAUUGACUACAAUGCAUUAAA
Messenger RNA from Daktulosphaira vitifoliae (grape phylloxera), 2021 nucleotides. RefSeq lists its product as uncharacterized. The record is from RefSeq and is a predicted model, not a curated record. NCBI's taxonomy places the organism in Eukaryota, Metazoa, Arthropoda, Insecta, Hemiptera, Phylloxeridae. The transcript is spliced from 6 exons. Bases 469 to 1455 code for a protein of 328 amino acids.